GGUAUAUAAAGUCUGUGUUUCCAUCUCUGAGACAUCCUGUGACCAGAAACUGCUGCUGGAACAGACUCUUCAACUAACCAUCAAAACAAGAUGGCUGCCGGUCUUGUCUUCACUCUGCUUCUUGGUCUGAGCUUUGGACUCUGGGAUGGAGCUGAUGCAUGUCAACUGAAAGAAAUUACAGAGGUUGACUGUCCUCCAGGUUGGACUUGGUUCCAGCGUCGCUGUUUCCUGUAUGUGAAUGAUCAAAAGUCCUGGGCUUCAGCAGAGAAUGACUGCCUCUCAAAGAAUGGAAAUCUGGCCACAUUCCACACUUCAGAUGAGUACUACUUCCUCAAAAACCUUGCCUACGCGACAACUGGCAAUUACACAAGAAGUUGGAUUGGAGCUCAUAGUACAUCAAUUGACGGUACCUGGUUUUGGAGUGACGGUUCCAAGUUUGUGUUUUAUUCCUGGACCCGAAAUGUCGCAGCCGAAGGGAAAAAAUGCAUGGACAUCAAUGUAGAAGGACAGUCACUUUUGUUUGGUGCUAAAUGUAACACGAAGCUUCCCUACAUCUGUACCAGAGUCCCAUAACUUUUCUCUUCUAAUGCCUAAUAAUCUGAAAUGACCAUAUGGCUUUCCUGCUGGUGAUGUCACUUCCACCUGGAUGUCAAGCCUCGAUGACAUCACUGCUGGAAGAACUUGAUUUCACUUCAUUUGAUCACUUAAAUAAAUGUUUUCUUUCUCUGAAA
This is a messenger RNA of Xiphophorus couchianus (Monterrey platyfish), 731 nucleotides long. Its product is annotated as galactose-specific lectin nattectin-like. The record is from RefSeq and is a predicted model, not a curated record. Bases 91 to 573 code for a protein of 160 amino acids. The transcript is spliced from 7 exons. Lineage: Eukaryota; Metazoa; Chordata; Actinopteri; Cyprinodontiformes; Poeciliidae.